GCAGGCGCACUGUGUUCGCCGCGCCGAACUGGAGCCAUGGAGCAGGCACCCCUGGACCCUGAGCGGCAGCUGCAGCCUGCGCCCAUUGAGCCGCUGGGCCUCCCCGACUCUGGGCUGGAGGCUGCGGUCGGUGAGGAAGCGGAGGGGGCCCGGGACGCGGGUUCUGGGGUCGACACGAGAAAUUCUUGCCUAUCUAACAUAUCUACCCAAUGUCUAUAUGACAUUGAAUUUGAGAAGUCUGUUGAACACACUGAUGGUCAGAGUGUCCUAACAGACUCACUGUGGAGGCGAUACAGUGAAUUUGAGUUGUUGAGAAACUACCUUUUAGUUUACUAUCCACAUAUUGUUGUUCCACCUUUACCAGAAAAACGGGCAGAAUUUGUUUGGCAUAAACUCUCUGCUGACAACAUGGAUCCGGAUUUCGUGGAGAGACGACGGAUUGGUUUAGAAAACUUUCUCUUGAGGAUUGCUUCACAUCCCAUCCUGUGUAGAGAUAAAAUCUUCUAUUUGUUUUUAACACAGGAAGGAAACUGGAAGGAGACUGUGAAUGAAACUGGGUUUCAGUUGAAGGCAGACUCCAGGUUAAAAGCGCUUAAUGCAACAUUCAGAGUGAAAAACCCAGACAAGAGAGUAGCAGAUAGACUCUAUGGUGUAUAUAAAGUGCAUGGGAAUUAUGGGCGAGUUUUCAGUGAAUGGAGUGCCAUAGAAAAAGAAAUGGGUGAUGGACUGCAGAGUGCUGGUCAUCAUAUGGAUGUGUAUGCGUCUUCUAUUGAUGAUAUUUUGGAAGAUGAAGAACAUUAUGCAGAUCAGUUAAAAGAGUAUCUUUUUUAUGCAGAAGCACUGCGGGCUGUGUGCAGGAAACAUGAACUUAUGCAGUAUGAUUUGGAGAUGGCUGCUCAGGACCUGGCAUCUAAGAAGCAGCAGUGUGAGGAACUGGCAACCGGGACCGUGAGAACAUUCUCUUUGAAGGGAAUGACUACCAAGCUUUUCGGUCAAGAAACUCCAGAGCAGAGAGAGGCCAGAAUAAAGGUGCUAGAAGAACAAAUAAAUGAAGGAGAGCAACAGCUAAAGUCUAAAAAUCUGGAAGGCAGAGAAUUUGUGAAAAAUGCGUGGGCUGAUAUUGAACGCUUCAAAGAACAAAAGAACCGUGAUUUAAAGGAGGCCCUCAUAAGCUAUGCAGUCAUGCAGAUCAGUAUGUGCAAAAAGGGAAUUCAAAUUUGGACCAAUGCUAAAGAAUGCUUUAGCAAGAUGUAAUCCUGUGAAAUGAAUUUCUCUUCAAUCAAAGUGCCCCAAAACAGAAGCACAAGUAAAUAAAAGAAAUUUAAAUUGCUACCCAGUAUACAUAAAAAUAUACAAUAAGUUGAGUAAAUUCAGCUUUCUUUAACCUAAUUGUAGUUGUGUUAAUAUAGCACAAAAAGGAUGUAUUUUAAUGAAGAUUAAAUAUUAUAAUUUGAGGUUUUGGGGACUGGUGCUGAUUCCAAAAAGUUAAUUUUUUAAUAAUAUAUACCAACAGAUUAUUUGUCAGGCUUCUGAACCAAUGACUGAAUGUCAAGAUGUUAGUUAAUUUCUAGACGUUUAUUUCAGUGCCAACUGUUUCAGAUCUAUUAAUAUAGGGAAUUUUUCCCUAAGAUUGAAUUCCUUUAUUUUCCUGGUAGAUUCACUAUUCUGUUAUAGGGGGUUGUUUUCUCUUGCCUUAUAGUUGAGCUGUUUGGUUUGACAAAGCUCAGCAGAGACUUAGUGUGAAAAAUCUAAGACUUUCUUCCACAUUCAUUGAGGCCCCUUAUAACAUUUGCAUACACUAGAAAAUGCCUUCAAUUUGUGUUUUACCAGAAUUUUGAUACUGGUCAGAAAUUUUAUACUGCCAACAAAGAAGACUCAACUUCUCAGAUAGUGGAAUGUAGUGGAAUACAUUGUUAUGAUCUAGCAGUUGCUCUAUGAGAAAGUUCUGACUGAGUGUGUUACAUGUAAGAAUUAAAUUCUUCUCAAAUAAUUCUUAACCUCAGUGAUGAGCCUAAAUUUACUCUGCUUGGCUCUCUACACAUGGCAUUUCAGGGUACAAGAUGUAGCAUUUCAAUGUAUAAGAUACAUGUAGUAAAUAUACGUGUUGGUAUCUUCAUUAACAUCUUUCUUUUCUAUUGCUUGGCUGUAAUUUUUGUAAAGAUAAAUUAUAUUGUUUUUUUAUGUGUGUUUUUGUGGUAAUGUUCAGAAGCCAGGCACCCUCAUUUUGCUAGCUUUGCAGAAUCUUAAAUGUGUACUCAUUAUUUCUAAUGAUGUAAAAAACAAAAAAAAGUACUGUUUAGCAUUUGACUUUUUUACAUGUUUAAAAUGUUGCUGGAUUUUUGUGCUGUUUGCCAAACUUAUACAAUAAAUAAAUGAAAUAUUGUGCUGA
This is a messenger RNA of Propithecus coquereli (Coquerel's sifaka), 2389 nucleotides long. RefSeq names its product sorting nexin 4 (gene SNX4). Gene Ontology annotation, biological process: protein transport. Gene Ontology annotation, molecular function: phosphatidylinositol binding. The transcript is spliced from 13 exons. The record is from RefSeq and is a predicted model, not a curated record. NCBI's taxonomy places the organism in Eukaryota, Metazoa, Chordata, Mammalia, Primates, Indriidae. The coding region runs from base 37 to 1254 and encodes 405 amino acids.